This is a messenger RNA of Anopheles cruzii, 4149 nucleotides long. RefSeq lists its product as uncharacterized. NCBI's taxonomy places the organism in Eukaryota, Metazoa, Arthropoda, Insecta, Diptera, Culicidae. The transcript has 9 exons. Bases 1098 to 2492 code for a protein of 464 amino acids. The record is from RefSeq and is a predicted model, not a curated record.
CCGUUGCUUGCCAUCCGUUGGUUGGCGGCGCCCAGUGUUUGUGGUGGCCACCCCCGCUCGUCGCAAGUGUCGUGCUCCGUUGUGCAAUUUAAGGCUUCUUCUUUGCAAAGCAGGAAAAGAAACCGUGUGCGACUCGUGCGUGUCUACGACGUUUUAACCCCUUUCGGAGCCCCUUUCGGGGCCAACGUGUGGCAAUUGUGAGUGCAACUGUGUGCGCGACCAACUCAGGUAUCCCAGUGAUCCCCACGAUUCCCAUUGGUGUCCGUAUUUUGGGUGGUGAAAUUGCAUCGAAAAUUGCGAAAACAAACAUCGCGUGUGACGUCUCCUGGCCAGUGCUAUCCUUGCGUGCGACGUGCGAAUUUGUUGCAUAAACACACACACACAAGCCUAUAGAAGAUCAAAACAAAAAUCUGAUCCCGGCCGGCGUUCGUUAGAAAGGCGUCUCCAGAGUAUUAGCUCCUCGCUGGAGUACACAACACAAAAAGACGCUGAUCCGCGACGACCCUUGACCCGAAAACCGACACUUUAGCCAGGCCAGCCGAAUAGCGAGCAGACCAUCCUUUGGGGUUUUCGAAUGAGCUUCAUCUUCGGUCUGUUCGUGCGAUUUCUGACGAAAUUAUCAACGCAACGACUGCACACCCAACGAUCCGAGGAAACUUGAUACCGCUUGGACCCAGCAGCAGCGCGACGAAGGUCCUCGAUUCCAUAAUUACUCUACGGAGUAGCGUCAGAGCGUAUGCAACGAGCAGCUACUGAGAAAGUGAUCCUCAUUUUUCGCAUCAACGCCGUGAGAAGAGCGUCUACUAGCGUGAACUAAUUUUAAUUAAAUUCAGUCCACGUCCACGCGGGACGGGACCGCGCGGGGGAAUAAGAACGCUCUUUGCUCGAAAAUCGGUUUUGUGCAGCGCGACCGGCGAACAUUAAGCUUUCAAUUAGUUGGUGCUAUUUACUGGUAGCUGUUCGCGCUGUCUCCGCGAGUCAAACCGUAGCAACCGUUGCAAUCCUGCGAAUGGUGGUGCCUAACGACGACAGACGAUUUUUGUUCUUCCUCAUCAAGAGUCCUCUGAACGAAAACGCUCAUUAGUGACUUUCACACGAUGGGCCCCAAAUCAGUAUUUUUCGUGCUUUGCCUGUCGAUGGCCGCCCUGGCGGGGCAAGGCAAUCAAGUACAGCAGCGUCAAUCGCCGGCCCGGUCCGCCCUUCGCUACAAGCGAAUGUUUGUCAUGUGUCCGCCGGAUUUCAUUCGCAUCGGCAACGAGUGUUACUUCAUCUCAAAGAAUAAGCUCAACUGGCUGGACGCGUACUUUGAGUGCAAAGACCGCAACGCAAAGCUGGCCGAGCCGAUGAAGUACGAGGAUAAGCAUUUGCGCCGGCAUCUGCAGAAAACCAUGCGAAACGACGACCUCUGGAUUGGCGGUACCUACAACUGGAACCGCCACAAGUGGCAGUGGGGUCACAAUGGGCGCGAGAUGGAGUACCAAUCGUUUAGCCAGAUGGUUCCCGGGAGCAGCCAGGAUUUGAAGUACCAUUGUGCACUGCUACGGUCCGACCUCAAGUUCAGAUGGUCGGCCGAAGAGUGCACAAAGAAAGUAGACUUCAUCUGUCAGCACCGCAUGCCGCUGGUGUCGGAGCAAAGCCGCAACCAGGUGUACCACCGGUGGAACGAGACCUACCCCAACCAGAUGGCUAACGAGAAGAUGGUUUACAUUGUGAACGACCCGAAAAAUCGCACCCGAAAUGAUCCGUCGAAGGUUAGAAUCUACAACAGCAUGAAGCAAGUGUACCGCUUCAAUCCGUCGAUCCAGCAGCGCCCGGGGCACCGUCGCACCACGAAUCGUCAGCGGAAACCGACUAGCCGAGUCGACUUCAUCCCGAACGACGUGUACCGGAAGCAGCAAACUUCGCAGUACGCUCCGGAUGCACCGAAUGAUCUGAAUACAUUCGAUAACGGCGGCGGUCACCGAGUUGGGUAUUCGGCAUCGAGCUUCAACAUUGACAUACAUCCCCGGACCCUGAACCGUAAUUUGGACAACUCGCGCACAAACAUCUACCGCUCGCGCACGGGUAUGGCACACCAGGAGCCGAUGUCGCGUCAUCAGCAUCGCCAUCAGCCGACCCCGUACAACAGCCAGCUCCACAAAGCACCUAUUCGUCGCAUAGACCACGAACCAGCGACACAUUCGCGCAUCCCCGUGCACCACCCACAGCCAACGGUAGCCCCCACAACGACGACGACUACCGCUGCUCCGCGGACCUUCACCGAGACCACGACAAAAAUGGCUCCGCUUACCCGCCAAACUACAAAGGUGCUGAUGACGCCCGAGCAGAAAAAAAGCCACCGGGAAUUGCUGCGUGAACGGCUCCAGAAGCUGACGCCCGAGGAGCAGCAAGUAUUCCUGCAGGACCGUGCCCGACGGAAGCAGCACCGGUUGUUGCUGCUGCAGCAACAAAAGCACGCACGUCCUUCGGACAACGAAGUGACUGUCCCGUAAAGGGGGUCCCCGUCGAGCAGUGCACCAACCAAAACGGUUCCUAGAAGAGGAGUGAUACCACCCGUCACCGGUUUAACCGGCCACUGUUUCGGCUCCGCUUCCUUGCGGGAAGAAAACAGCGGGAGGUUUUCCGUAUCGAGCACACUACUCAACCCGCACACCACGCUACGGAUCGAUAACCACAAACCUCACACACCCGGAAGAAUGUGCUCGAAUACAUAUCGAAAUCUUUUAGCCCAAGAGCGGCGCAUCAGUGAGCGAAUCGCGCAAAACCGCAAGCACAAUAAUAGGUCAACUAAACACCACACUCCACUUUGGUCCACUCCGUCACGUUUCAAUUUGGGUACGCCAAUGCAUAGACCACCUCAAACCGUUUAACUAUUACACUAACGUUCGCUACAAUCCGUUAAAUUGCCACGUGACAACUGCAGGAGAAACACAAAGCAAUGUAACCGAAUACAAACGAUAGGAAAACCAUCUCUUCAGUAACUAACAUUAGCACUUUAAGCGAAUAUAAGCUACCUUAAUAAAACUUAAAGAGAUAAAAAAAGGAAACAAAUUGAAUCGAACACGCGUACACACUCGAGACGCUAUCAUCCUGCGUAAGAUAACUGCUGUGCAAUGUUUUCGCCCAUCGGUCGAGCAGCACAUGUUUGAAAACGUUAAGUAAAACAUUUUGACCAAUAACGUGAGCCAAAAGUGGACACAUAAGAACAAGCAACACCCAAACGGGAAGAGACGAGUGAUAAAACGUUCGAUUGGGAAUUGAUUGAUUGGAGGCAAAUAGGCAGUUCAUUACAUUUUUACCACGCAGAACGCAGAUACUAACAGCUAGAGCAAUCAUGUAAGCAAAACAAAAAAAGUAACAAAUGAAAGCAGUUUUCCUCUCUUAAGGAUAAUGUAUGUAGCGUUCUACUUCUUCGCGGAGGACAACGGAACAAACUACAAUUACGACGAAGGCGCAGCAGCAAGUUAAAUAUUAAAAUAAACUUGAGCGAACAUCAUGCAAUGGUAAGGGAACAAUGGUAGCUAGUCGGAAGGGCAACGGUCCUGUCCAGGAAUGAGCUGUGGAAAGUCAAGAAUCGUCGUUGAUUAUGAUUAACAUUAGCAUGUAGCUCCUAUUGCCAUACUACUGCGCCGGAAUGGUCGAACCGGAAGCUGCGUGACGGUGUCACAGCAGCGGUGCAACAGCAGUAGCGGUUUCCGUCUGAGAAGAUUAAUACCAAAAGCAACAAACUAUACCUAUUUGUAAUGUAAGGCAAUCGGCGUAACCUGUCGAAGUCAGAAGCACAAAAAUUGGCACCGUUCUCCAGCGGGGAGAGGCAGCAGAACGAUUCGCUACCCAAUAAAAACCAAACAAACCAUCGGAGCUGGUUCAUAGCGAAAAGCGCUCGCGACACCUGUAACACCGGGGCACGGUGCAGAGCAAUCAGAGUUCGUACAACGAUUCGAAACGGAAAGUAUUUUAGUAGCCGCAGUAAACGGAAGCGAGAUGAAACGCAAUCCCCGUAGUCGUAGUGAUCCGAUUCAUUCUGACUCCCACUUAAGCCUGCUCCGUGGACGGCAGGGAACAAUGGAACCGGGGAGGGGAACAUUGCAUUGUUUUUCUUGCAAAGAGAGCGUACUAUUUGAAAUAAAGUAUUACUUGAGCGAGGUG